Toxotes jaculatrix (banded archerfish) is the source of this 2019-nucleotide messenger RNA. RefSeq names its product pyridoxamine 5'-phosphate oxidase (gene pnpo). Gene Ontology annotation, molecular function: pyridoxamine phosphate oxidase activity; FMN binding. Bases 196 to 1029 code for a protein of 277 amino acids. Gene Ontology annotation, biological process: pyridoxine biosynthetic process; pyridoxal 5'-phosphate biosynthetic process. NCBI's taxonomy places the organism in Eukaryota, Metazoa, Chordata, Actinopteri, Toxotidae. The record is from RefSeq and is a predicted model, not a curated record. The transcript is spliced from 7 exons.
UUUGAAUCAUAUCUGUUCUACACGGAGCCUUAUUUUUAUCCCUGCCAAGAGCACAGGUACAAAAAUAUGAUUUUAAAAUCGUCCAAACCGGUGUUUUACUCCAACAUUUGCUGCAGUUACAAAAGUCCUCGCAUGUUUGCAUAAUGUUUUACGUAAGGGAGGACGCGGGGUUACGUCAGCGUCAGGUUGACAAGCAUGAGGCGCAUACUCAGUACGAAUUUAUUCAGGUAUAUCGGUUUAUUUGGGAGAAAUCUUCCGUCUCACGCCUCUCGGACAGCGGGUCAGCAAAGCGUCUUUGCACCUCAUUUCUGCAGGAAAUCAACGACCGACGGCAGAAGCAUGGACCUGAGCAACAUGAGGAAGAAAUACAAAGGAGACGAGGAGUGCUUUGAAGAGAGUCAGCUUGUUUCUCUGGACCCAAUCAAGCAGUUUGGAAACUGGUUUGAUGAAGCCACAAAGUGCCCUGAAAUCGGAGAGGCCAACGCUAUGUGCAUCGCCACUUCCACCAAGGACGGACGCCCAUCAGCUCGUAUGGUCCUCCUGAAAGGUUACAGCAACGAAGGUUUCCGUUUCUUCACAAACUACGAGAGCAGAAAGGGUACGGAGCUGGAGAGUAAUCCAUAUGCAUGCCUGGUCUUCUACUGGGAACCCCUAAACAGACAGAUUCGCAUCGAGGGCUCUGUGGAGCGGAUCCCCUACGAGAGCUCCUGUGAAUAUUUCCACUCCCGACCGAAGAGCAGCCAGAUUGGGGCUGUCGUGAGUCGACAAAGCACUCCUGUUCCAAACAGAGAUUAUUUAAGGCAGAAAAAUGCAGAACUGGAGGAGAAGUACAAGGACACAGAGGUGCCCAUGCCUGACUACUGGGGCGGCUACAUCGUCAGGCCUUACUUGAUCGAGUUCUGGCAGGGUCAGACCAACAGACUUCACGACCGCAUCGUCUUCACCAAACCGAAGGACGGAGAGUCCGAGCUGGCAGAGUUUCAGCACGCUGCAGAGGGAGGCUGGGUGUACCAGAGACUGUCUCCAUGAGCUGUUCCUCACCAGGCUGUCAUACACAGGACAGGACAGAAACUUCAUCUAGAAUAUGACUUUAUCAUUAUUAAAAAAAAAAGAAAAACUUUACUUCACUUGAAGAAGCUGCUCAUCUGUACCGUAGGUACCGAUGUUGAUUAAACAGGUGCUGCUGUGUGUAGGUUUCAUCAACAAGCCAAACGUUACUGUGUUGUCUUUGAACCGUUUUCAGUGGCCGUACUGUACAACUUUACAUUUUACAUCCAUUAUGACAUGAAAAGGGGUGUGUGCUGUAUAGAAAGUGCACUGACUCACUCAGGAGAACAAACUCCACUGGGUUUUGUUAAAUAAUGAUUGACAGUAAUGUUGGUUAUUCAGCAGAGUUGUUGUCGACCUUUAGGACCAGGAAACUCUUAUGACUCAGUCUUAUUUUUCUCGAAGCACAGUCUGAACCACUGACUCUCCACCGACCAUCAGUUCUCCAUCACUGUUUACACAAUUUUAUUUGGUCCAUUUUCAGCUUUGGGAUAAUUGGUAACACUUUAUUUUAGGUUUUUUAAUUUCUUUACUUUCUCAUAAACUUUCCCAAGAAAGUUUAUAAGAAGCACAGUUUGUAAUUUUGUGUUAAUUAUAGGUAAGUUGAGAGUUUAUAAGCAGUUAACUUGAAAGAACUGAUCCUUUUAAAACAAAUGCAUACACUUAGUGGUCAUUUUAUUAGGCACACCUGUACAAUCCAGUACAACUGUUCUGCUGGAGUCUGAUUUCUGACUUGUAAAUUAAGGUGUGUCCAAACAGCCCUCACAGACUUAAAUUAGUAAUGAACUGAUUGUAACAGUCUGUGACAAUUGAUCUGCCUUUUAAUAAUGAGAUUAAAAGAGCUGAUGAUGUUAUUUGUGCCAAUUAUCAGGUGUUUAUGUGCGUCUUGUUCUACCUGAGAAUGGGAUUGUUGUUGUUUAUUGUUAACUGAUGAAGAAAAUGUUUUUUUGACUUGAAUUAACUGUGGAAUAU